AUGUCACCGGCCAUUGGCAGGUACAUCGAUAAGUCUGCUGAGGAGCUGGAUGAGGAGGUGGAGUACGAUAUAGACGAGGAAGACUACAUCUGGCUGGACAUCAUGAAUGACAAGCGGCGCGCUGACGGGGUGGUGCCCAUCCCUCAGGAGGUCUUUGAGUACCUGAUGGAUCGCCUGGAGAAGGAGUCCUACUUUGAGAGUCACAACAAGGGUGACCCCAGCUCUCUGAUCGAUGAAGAUGCCGUGUGCUGCAUCUGUAACGACGGUGAGUGUCAGAACAGCAACGUCAUCCUGUUUUGUGACAUGUGUAACCUGGCAGUGCAUCAGGAGUGCUACGGCGUUCCCUAG
Molecule: messenger RNA, 348 nt
Organism: Sinocyclocheilus anshuiensis
Lineage: Eukaryota; Metazoa; Chordata; Actinopteri; Cypriniformes; Cyprinidae
Product: peregrin-like
Exons: 3
Coding region: 1-348 (115 amino acids)
Biological process (GO): regulation of transcription by RNA polymerase II
Source: RefSeq, a predicted model, not a curated record